CUCAACAAAACAAAGCUAUAAACAGUUGUAGCGGUUGUAGCUUAUUGAAAAUGGAUAGCUUUCGCGCGAAACUUCUCAAGAAUCUCGAAUUGGAUAACGUUGAAGUAGUACGCCAGCAAUAUCCUUUUCAAACCGACGACGAAAUAGAAGACAUUCUAUUUCAGCGGUACCGAAAUCAGAUAUUUUCCAAUGACAAACUUAAACAGAGCAUAAACAAGUGUAAAACAUCAGAUUCCUAUCGAUUCAUUCCUCAGUUUCACUUUGAGCUACCAAAGCACAGUGAUGGCCUUGCUCAAAAGUUACGCGAGGAAGCAAGAACCUUAUUUUUACAGAAGCGCAGCAAAGAACUGUUGGACAACAACGAGUUGAAACUUCUGUGGAGUCUGUUGGAGAAAAACUAUUCACCGCCAUUGAUGGGCGAGGAGCAGUUCAUAAACUACGAAAACUAUUGUCAAGUAGCCGCUAUUGCAGGGGAUAAGUUCAAACGCUAUCUGACAGCGUCCACUUUUGCGCGGUUGGUGGUUUCUAGCAGCUAUCCUGGUAAAAUAAGUGUGAUGUCCUUGUUUAACUAUGCGAUGAGAAAAGUAUGGCUACAGCAAACCCGGAUUGGUUUGUCUCUGUACGAUUAUACCGGACAAGGCUAUUUAAAUGAAUCUGACCUGGAAUCCUAUAUCUUGGAGUUGAUUCCAACUUUUCCACAGCUGGAAGGGUUGGAAAAGUCAUUUCACAGCUUUUAUGUGUGUACAACGGUUAGGAAAUUUUUCUUUUUUCUGGAUCCAUUGCGAACGGGCAGGAUUAGGAUAAGGGAUAUAUUAACUUGUAGUUUCCUAGAUGAUUUGCUGGAGCUCCGCGAUGAGGAAAUACCGAAAGAUGCACAGGAAAUGAACUGGUUCUCGGCUCCUUCUGCUCUAAGUGUAUACGGGCACUAUCUGAAUUUGGACAAGGAUCACAACGGAAUGCUCAGCAAAAAAGAAUUAAUUGGCUAUGGUUCCGGAACGCUCACGCCCAUAUUUCUGGAUCGUGUCUUUGCCGAGUGUUUAACCUACGACGGGGAGAUGGAUUACAAAACGUACCUAGACUUUGUUUUAGCUCUUGAGAAUCGUUCAGAGACCCAAAGUUUACACUAUCUGUUUCGUAUACUAGACGUGGAGCAUAAAGGCUACUUGACUGCAUUUACCCUGAAUUAUUUUUUCAAGGGUAUUCAAGAUGAAAUCUCAGCUCACCGUGCAGAACCUGUAAAUUUCGCCGAUAUCAAGGAUGAAAUUUUUGAUAUGGUGAAACCCGCAGAUCCCACCAAAAUUACCCUGAAAGAUUUGAUAAACAGCGGUCAUGGCGAAACGGUUGUUUCCAUACUCAUCGAAUUUCACAAAUUCUGGGCUUAUGAGAACCGGGAAGUUAUGGUGACGGACUCCACAGCAACCGAGGAAACGCACAACUUAUGAUAUUCGGCCUGCCUUAGAAAUAAAGAUGAAGUAAUGACAGCCUUGUGAUUGUCAGGUGCCUUUUACUACACAUCCUACAUCAACUUAAGCAUUAAUUAACAUCAAACUUGAGCUACAUGAUAGAUUAAGAGAAUCAUCUGAAAAAAACCACUCAU
This is a messenger RNA of Topomyia yanbarensis, 1597 nucleotides long. Its product is annotated as serine/threonine-protein phosphatase 2A regulatory subunit B'' subunit gamma-like. The transcript is spliced from 2 exons. Gene Ontology annotation, cellular component: spindle; centrosome. Bases 51 to 1442 code for a protein of 463 amino acids. The record is from RefSeq and is a predicted model, not a curated record. Gene Ontology annotation, biological process: regulation of dephosphorylation; microtubule cytoskeleton organization; cortical cytoskeleton organization. NCBI's taxonomy places the organism in Eukaryota, Metazoa, Arthropoda, Insecta, Diptera, Culicidae.